AUGCGCAUGCGCCGCGUGUUCGCUGGGCUUCCCCGCCUGACUCGCAGCCUCAUGCCCGGCCCGAAGCGCCCCCGACCGGCCCGCAUCGGCACCCACGGCGGCACCUUCCACUGCGACGAGGCGCUGGCGUGUUUCCUCCUGCGGCUGCUGCCCUCUUACCAGGUACGCCGCUGGGGGCUUCUUAGGCACGGGCCGCUUACUCCGAAGUAACGCCCCUCCCCUCCCCGCACGUGUGUUGCGACCUCCUUAAUCCGGUUCCGAUUCGGAAGCCUUUUCGGCUAGCCUCCUUUUCCUCCCACACCCCAGAUUCAAUUCACACGUGACGUUCCACCCCCGUGUUGGGCUCUUGCAGGGCCUGAUCUUGGGUCCACCAGCAACUGCGUGGAUGCGGCAGUGCACUUGCGCAAAUAUUUGAAUUGCUAAGCUAAUUGCACCAUCCGUUCAAUUAGAAUGAGUGUGCAUUUAUUUAUAAAUUGGGGGUCUGGGGGGGUGUCUCGUCCUGGUUGGGACAGCAGCGUGGAGAUACGAUCUUUAGCUGUUCCGGUAUAAAUGCACGUGGGUGUAUAUCUCUGCUUGCGCAUGUGUAAAACCUGGAGGUAAAUAGCAGAGAAUGUAGCUUGUUUGGUUUGCGGUAUUUUAUAUAGUGGUACCUCAGGUUACAUACACUUCAGGUUACAUACGCUUCAGGUUACAGACACUGCUAACCCAGAAAUAUUGCUUCAGGUUAAGAACUUUGCUUCAGGAUGAGAACAGAAAUCGGGCUCCGGCGGCGUGGCGGGAGCAGGAGGCCCCAUUACCUAAAGUGGUGCUUCAGGUUAAGAACAGUUUCAGGUUAAGAACGGACCUCCGGAACGAAUUAAGUACUUAACCCGAGGUACCGUACCACUGUAUCCUUCCCUUUGGUCAAGACAGCAAAAGCAAGCACAAGUUAUUAAAUUGUAGUUCUUGUCAGUGGCUGUUCUGGGUGUAAAGAUCCAGGAGCAGAAUAGAUGGCAGUGCCCAGGCCAGGAGGGCAAGGCAGUUUUUCCCUUUACAUCCUAUUUAUACCUGACAACUGAAGAUCACACUCUGUGCAGCUGUUGAAGUUCACCAAAGCUACACCACAAUAAAAUUUGUUUGUCUUUAAGGUGCCACAAGACCCUGUACAGUGGUACCUCGGUUUAAGAACAGUCCUGUUUACGAACGAUUCAGUUUACAAACUCUGCAAAACCGGAAGUAGUGUCCCGGUUUGCAAACUGUACCUUGGUCUAAGAACGGAAGCUGAACGGUGGAAGGGCACUGGCGGCGGGAGGCCUCAUUAGGGAAAGCACGCCUCAGUUUAAGAAAGCUUUCUGUUUAAGAACGGACUUCCGGAAUGGAUUAAGUUCGUAAACCGAGGUACCACUGUAGUUUUUGUUGCAAUUAAUUUGUUGCAAACCACACCAAGUCCUAAUAGCAUAAAGGCAGGAAGCAGGAGCAUUGUGUGACUGGAAUGGUGCUGGUUUACUCCAUACAGAAAGGCAAUUUGAGGAUUUCCAUCUUAUUAGGACUUGGUGUAUUUUGCACUUAAUUAGAAUUCUGCACCAGCGAACCUAUAUAGAUUAUGCAAAUUUUCAAGUAGUUUUGCAGUUUCCAUAAUUUAUACAGCUUCUCCUAUCAAGCUUUGGAGGGGGCGGGGGACAGAAGUUGGGGUGAGCCUUCUCCUUGCUUUCUGAGAUGUCACCAGGUGUUGCCGAGAUACUUUAAAUACUGUCUUCAGUGUCGCGAGAGCUAGAAACUGUUCACUGUUUGUUUUUUAAAGCCAUCAUCAUGCAGAAACAAAGGGACGUGGGUGGUGCUGUGGGUUAAACCACAGAGCCUAGGACUUGCUGAUCAGAAGGUCGGUGGUUUGAAUCCCCGCGACGGGGUGAGCUCCCGUUGCUCGGUCCCUGCUCCUGCCAACCUAGCAGUUCGAAAGCACGUCAAAGGGUAAAUAAAUAGGUACCGCUCCAGCGGGAAGGUAAACAGUGUUUCCGUAUGCUGCUCUGGUUCACCGGAAGCGGCUUAGUCAUGCUGGCCACAUGACCCAGAAGCUGUACGCUGGCUCCCUCGGCCCAUAAAGCAAGAUGAGCGCCGCAACCCCAGAGUUGGUCACGACUGGACCUAAUGGUCAGGGGUCCCUUUACCUUUACAUGCAGAAACACACACCUCAUGAAGAUCAACUCAAGGGCUUGCAUAUAGGAGCAAAUGGUCCCAGUCACAGCUGUUCAUCCUGCCCACCUGGUGUAUCUUUUUCACCUGAAGGCACCAAGGAAUGGUGAAGGGAUAGAGAUCAGAAACUGCAAAGUGGACAGCCUGGAAUAGCACUGGGGCACGUUUUGUUUCACGGCUUUUGUUUGUUGUCGCCCUGCUGUGCCCUCAGGAUGCAGAGAUCAUCCGGACACGGGAUGCUCAGCUGCUGUCAGAGUGCGAUGUGGUUGUGGACGUUGGAGGCGAGUAUGACCCUCAAAAGCAUCGCUACGACCAUCACCAGAGGUACUGUUGAAUUCCUGCAGCCUUUUCUCCCAGUGCUGGCAGCCAGUGGAAUAGCAAGGUUACCACAAAUGAUGUUUUUAUUAAAUCUUCCAAAUUAUUACAUAACUCCAAAUAUAUACAGUGGUACCUCUGGUUGUGAACGGGAUCCGUUCCAGAACCUCGUUCGCAACCUGAGCAGAAUGCAACCCGCAUGUGCGGUUCGCGAUUCGCCACUUCUGCGCAUGCGCGUGACAUCAUUUUGAGCAUCUGCGCAUGCACGAGCGACGAAACCUGGAAGUAACCCGUUCUGUUACUUCCGGGUCGCCGCAGGACGCAACCUGAAAAGAUUUAACCUGAAGCAAACGUAACGAGGUAUGACUGUAUCUCAUUUUUUUGUCACACAUUUUCUUCUUGACUUCCUGUUCCUCCUUCCCUGGUGGUGGUGUUGUUAUUAAUUAUUAUUAUUAUUAUUAUUAUUAUUAUUCCCCCUUAAGAGCUGCAUUAAAACACAUCUAUACAGUCAAACCUUGGUUGUCGAAUGUAAUCUGUUCUGGAAGACUGUUCGACUUCUGAAAUGUUUGACAACCGAAAACUGAAAGUGGAAGCCUCAAUACAAUACAAUAGGGAAACUCAAAACGGAAGCCGUGUAGCACGUUCGGCUUCUGAAAAUCGUUCGAAAACCGAAGCAGUUACUUCCAGGUUUUCAGCGUUCAGGAGCCAAAACGGAGGUGUUCAGGAACCGAGGUUGACUGUAUUUAUUUUCUAAGCCCCCCAAAUCCAUUCUUCACAUUCUUCCAUUGCUCAUAUCUCAAAUCCUGCACGUGAUUUCAUAGAAGAAUGAUAGUUUGAUGGGUAAUCCACCAAUGGCUUCCAUUCUUUUAUGAAGAUAUCAUUUUGUCCUCUUAUUUUAGCAGUCAGUUUCACCAUUUCCACAUAGCCCAUCGGUUUUAUAAACGAUUCUUCCAUUGUGGGGAGUCUCUUUGUCUUUCCAUUUCUAUGUGUACAGUAUAAAGUUCUAGCUGCAGUUGUUACCGUAUUUUUCGCUCCAUAGGACGCACUUUUUCCCCUCCAAAAAUGAAGGGGAAAUGUGUGUGCGUCCUGUGGGGCGAAUGCAGGCUUUCACUGAAGCCUGGAGAGCGAGAGGGGUCGGUGCGCACGGACCCCUCUCGCUCUCCAGGCUUCAGGAAGCUAGCCGCAAGCCUUGUGCGCCCGGCAGGAGGUCCCGCCGAGCGCGCAAGGCUUGGGGCGGUAGCCUGCAGCCCGAAGCACGCGGAGCCCUCCGGAGGGUGCCCCGUGCUUCUUGCAGGUGUGCACAAGGCUUGGGGCGGCAGCCACGGCGGGGGGGGGGGGAAUAAUUUUUUUUAUUCAUUUCCCCCCCCCAAAAAAACGAGGUGCGUCCUAUGGGCCGGUGCGCCCUAUAGAACGAAAAAUACGGUACAUACAUAAAAAGGUUAGUCAGGGGUGUUGUUGUUGUUUUUUGAAUCUCCGCCCCUAUUAUCCCCAACCAAAAGGCUUUAGGUUUUUGGGGAAUGGUCAAUUUCAACAUCUUUUUCAAUUCAUUGUAUAUCAUUUCCUAGAAACCCUUAGCCUUUGGACCUUUCAAAUCUAGUCCUAUCCUAUCUAGUGUUGCCCAGCACCCUCUCAUCUGCUGUGCAGUCCAUGCAGAACCGAAAGGAUGAAAGACAACAAGCCCAGGAGCAAAGAGACAGGAAGACAUCAGGAUAGACAUCAUGUCCUACAUCAGGACAGAGAGCCUGUGGCCCUCCAGAUAUUGGGCUCCAUCAGCUCCAGCCAGCACCACCAGUGGUCAGGGAUGAUGGGAGUUGUAGUCCAACAACAUCUGGAGGGCCACAACCUCCCCAUAUUUGCUGUAAGAGGUUCAGCCCUAACUAAGGAGAGUUCUGUAGUGGAGAAAACCUUGGUAACUUGAAAAAGUUGUGCAAACUGACAUGCCUAUUUAGGUGCCCCUAAUUCCCUUUCACAUUCCACGUUUCCUUAAACAGCUUGUUCCAGAUAUAUAAUGCACUUCCCUCCUUACAAUAUUCCAGUUGCACUGCUGUUUCCAAGAGUUGCCCAUUAAUAGGUGAAAGUAAAGGGAUCCCUGACUAUUAGGUCCAGUCGUGGCCGACUCUGGGGUUGUGGUGCUCAUCUCGCUUUAUUGGCCGAGGGAGCCGGCGUAUGUGGCCAGCAUGACAAAGCCGCUUCUGGCGAACCAGAGCAGCCCACGGAAACGCUGUUUACCUUCCCACUGGAGAGGUACCUAUUGAUCUACUUGCACUUUGACGUGCUUUUGAACUGCUAGGUUGGCAGGAGCAGGGACCGAGCAAUGGGAGCUCCCCCCAUCGCGGGGAUUCGAACCACCAACCUUCUGAUCGGCAAGUCCUAGGCCCUGUGCUUUAACCCACAGCGCCACCUGCGUCCCAUUAAUAACACACACUAAUUGCAGUAGUUUGUAUAUGAAAGGGAGGGUCUCCUAGUUUUGGGUCUGGGGCCCUGGGAAAUUUCCAUCUCCUUGUGGUUGGUAUUAUUUGCUGGGAAAGGGAAGUGUUCCAGGCUUUCCUCCCUCCUUCGGGUUAUUCUUUAUAGACUCCCCUUAUCCCACCUUGUUCCCAUAGGUCAUUUGGGGAGUCCAUGCACAGCCUGAAGCCUGAUAAACCUUGGCAGACCAAACUGAGCAGCGCAGGGCUAGUUUACGCCCAUUUUGGCUCUGAGAUUUUGUCAAACCAGCUGGGCCUCAAAGAGGAGGAUCCUGUCGUGCGUGUGCUCUAUGACAAGGUACUUGCGUGUGUGCAUAUCUGUGAGAUCCCUUCCCAACAGCAAAAGCCUCUGGAACAAUGGGGGAAAUGAAUGAACUCAACCCCUUGCCUCUUUCUUGCAGGGAUGGGGAACCUGUGGCCCACUGGGUAUUAGGGAAGUUUUUAAUGUUUAAUGCUGUAUUGUGUUUUUAAUGUUCGAUUGGGAGCCGCCCAGAGUGUCUGGGGAAACCCAGCCAGAUAGGUGGGGUAUAAAUAAUAAAGUAUUACUAUUAAUUAUCAACAACCUCAGAUAUGCAGAUGACACAACCUUGAUAGCAGAAAGUGAGCAGGAAUUAAAGAACCUUUUAAUGAGGGUGAAAGAGGAGAGCGCAAAAUAUGGUUUGAAGCUCAACAUCAAAAAAACGAAGAUCAUGGCCACUGGUCCCAUCACCUCCUGGCAAAUAGAAGGGGAAGAAAUGGAGGCAGUGAGAGAUUUUACUUUCUUGGGCUCCAUGAGCACUGCAGAUGGCGACAGCAGUCACGAAAUUAAAAGACGCCUGCUUCUCGGGAGAAAAGCAAUGACAAACCUAGACAGCAUCUUAAAAAGCAGAGACAUCACCUUGCCAACAAAGGUCUGUAUAGUUAAAGCUAUGGUUUUCCCAGUAGUGGUGUAUGGAAGUGAGAGCUGGACCAUAAAGAAGGAUGAUCGCUGAAGAAUUGAUGCUUUUGAAUUAUGGUGCUGGAGGAGACACUUGAGAGUCCCAUGGAAGGCAAGAAGAUCAAACCUAUCUAUUCUUAAGGAAAUCAGCCCUGAGUGCUCACUGGAAGGACAGAUCCUGAAGCUGAGGCUCCAAUCCUUUGGCCACCUCAUGAGAAGAGAAGACUCCCUGGAAAAGACCCUGAUGUUGGGAAAGAUGGAGGGCACAAGGAGAAGGGGACAACACAGGGUGAGAUGGUUGGAUAGUGUUCUGGAAGCUACCAGCAUGGGUUUGACCAAACUGCGGGAGGCAGUGGAAGACAGGAGUGCCUGGCGUGCUCUGGUCCAUGGGGUCACAGAGAGUCGGACACGACUAAAUGACUAAACAACAACAAAUUAAUUAUUAUUGUUGUUGUUGGGUGUCGAGGGCCACAGCAUCUCCACCCUUGCUUGAGAGUCCUGCAAAAGAUCCUUGGUGUAUUCCAAAGUAUUCUGGGCCAAGGUGUAAGAAGCACAAUGCAUCCCACAUUUCUGAAUUAAGACAGGAGGUACAUUUCGCUCUUGAGGCCAAAAUAUUUAUUUUUAAACAAUGAAAGAGCCAGAACCAUCUGCCUCGGGUCCCCUUUGUUCCUGCGUGAGUCACUGUUUUGAACAUGCAAUCUAACUGGAGGCUGUGUGCUCUAGAGCGCCGUCAAAUGGAGCCAAUACAAAACGCCAAAUGAGGUCAUCACAGCAGGACGCUGUUAUUCAAUGGGUGUAGAGCUAGACUUGGGUAUUGCUAUCUGAUUGUGGCCACAAUGAUUGGGGUGGUGAGAUCUGGAGUCCCAACAACAUCAGGAGGACCACAGGUUAGCCACCUUGGCUGUGGUGGUACUGAUCCAGCACUGCUGCAGUAUGCAUAUAUCUGUGGGGCUUUCCCUUGAUGCCCUCUCUGCUGCAUGUGACCUUGGGAAGUAUCUGCCAUGCCCCUAAAGUAUGCCGGCACGGGGUCUGAAUCUUACCUGGGUUCCAACCUCUCUGUGAUCCACAAAACCUACUUUUCCAGGGCAGGUCAGUAAACUGAACUUUCUUGUUCUCUCCCUCCCUCUAGUUGUACGAGAACUUUGUGGAAGAGAUUGACGCCAUAGACAAUGGCAUCUCCCAGUGGGAUGGGGAACCUCGCUAUGCCAUGACCACCAAUGUGAGCUCUAGGGUUGCCUAUCUGAACCCGCGCUGGAAUGACAAGGAUCAAGACACCGAGGUAGGGAUCUGGAUUGUAUUUGUAUUUUCCAGCUCUCUGUGUCCCAGUUAGGAAAACGAAGGAGUGGAGUAAAUAGACCUCCAAGUAGAUUUAGGCAUAAAAUACCAUAUUUUUCGCUCCAUAAGGCGCACCUGACAAAAAGACACACCUAGUUUUUAGAGGAGGAAAACAAGAAAAAAAAUAUUCUGAACAAAACAGUGGAUGUAUGAUUUUUGUGGUUCAUGCUGUGGCCACAGACAUGUGAUCUGACGGUGAGUUUGGGGUAGCCCAAUGCAAAAAUCCUGAGAAUCCGUGUGGAUCCAUGCUUUGUAACCACGUUUUAAGUGGGGAGGGAAGGAAAAACACUGAAGGGACAAGGAGCACGAGUUGGGGGGGGGGAGAAGGAGGCAGCUAACAACGCAGGAGAGAGGUUUAUGGGGAGGGAAGGAAAAACACUGACAGGACAAGGAGCAUGUGGAGGAGCUUUUCAGCUUGCUGAGCCGGGGAGGGAGAGAGGGAAAGAGAGCACGGUUGCUUUAAAGGAGCCAACCGGACAGGAGCCGCUGUAAGUGGCUCCUCUCCUCUCCUGCUUUGCACCUUCAAAGCAAGCGGGCUCUCCUUCUCUCCCUCCUCCCCGGCUCAGCGAGCUGAAAAGCUUUGCUGCUAUUCAGCCAGCUGAGCGGGGAGCGAAGGAGGGAAAGAGAGCAUGCUCGCUUUAAACCAACCGGACAGGAGCCGCUUACACUCGUGUACACCCGCUUGGCUGCUUCAAAGCGAGCGACGGAGGAGGGAAGGAAGGGGAACCAUCGAUCCUCUGCUUGCGACUGCAGCAGAUCCCCCUGCCAUCCAUAGGCAUUCGCUCCAUAAGACGCGCAGACAUUUCCCCUUACUUUUUAGGAGGAAAAAAGUGCGUCCUAUGGAGCGAAAAAUACGGUAAUAAGACACAUUUGUUAACUUGUGCCUUUCAUUAAACGAGGAGCUGGUUCUGAAUGAUGGCGCUGCAUCCUUAAGAACCAGAGUGCGACCUCGGCGGUUAAUUCUGGAGAUCUAUGGAAGAACAGUUUAGAUUGGCACCGGUGCCUCUUCUAAUCUGCAUGAAGCAGUUGUGAGCAGAGGGCCUCAAGGUGUUGUGCGAGUGCGUACCCCAGAUUGGUCAAGCUUUGCAACGUCUCAAAGCGACCGGCAAUUUGUACUGGGACGUCCGUUCCAACUUCCCAAAGGCUUUUUCCACCCCUUGCUGCCAACUCGGGUUCAAGUACUCAGGGGCCUGGCACCGCAGCUCAGCGCCCUAAUCUCUUUCCUUCGAAGGCCAGGCUCCUUGUGGCGCCUGUGGCCUGGUGUCUGCCUUUGCCUGACCAUCACUGGCUAGGACGUGUCUCUCCUGCCCGCUGGAGCAAAUCUCAGCUGAUAAAGAGCAAAGAGGCAGCAGCAAGAUUAAAAACCCGAGUUGUUGGCUUAUCUCGAACGGUGUUGAGAGAGGUUGUCCAGGGCCGCCACUUUGCACUCUCCAAACAGGCCAGUAGCUCAGGCAUGUGUGGGGCGGGCUACAUGACCCGAGGGAGCGAUUCCACAUGGCUUCGGAGUAGAUAAUUUGCCAACCCUGUGUUUUGUUUCCCAGCCUGGUUUCCAGAAGGCCAUGGAGCUGGUAGGCAACGAAUUCUUGGACCGCCUCGAUUACUAUUACCGUGCCUGGAUUCCUGCGCGCACCCUUGUGGAGAAGGCCAUCCAGCAGCGCUUUGAGGUAUCACUGCCAAGAGGAGGGCUAAAGUACAGUGGUACCUUGGGUUACAGAUGCUUCAGGUUACAGACUCCACUAAGCCAGAAAUAAUUACCUCGGGUUAAGACCUUUGCUUCAGGAUGAGAACAGAAAUCGUGCUCCAACGGCGCGGCAGCAGCAGGAGGCCCCAUUAGCUAAAGUGGAGCUUCAGGUUAAGAACAGUUUCAGGUUAAGAACAGACCUCCGGAACGAAUUAAGUACUUAACCUGAGGUACCACUGUACUCUGAACACAUCUUUGAAUGUGCUUCUUUUCCCGUGAGAUGAAAUCCCUCAUGAGGUGGCUCCCCAAGGAGGAGAAGGGUGUACACUGCAAUUUCAAUUUCAUGAUGUGUGCACAUCUUGCUGUGUGUUUGCAUGAAGGGGAAGGGCCAUAGUUAAGUGACUGAGCAUCUGUUUUGUGUGCAGAAGGUCUCAGGGUUUAAUUCCUAGCAGCUGCUGGUGGGAUCCAAGAAAGUCCCCCCGUCUGGAAAUCCUGGAGGGCUGCUGCCAGUCAGCGUCGACAAUACUGGCCUAGAUGGAUCAGCGGCCUGUGUUCCUAGCAGGUGGGAGGACAUGGGUGGAAAUGACUGGUAAAUAAUAAUAACAACAACAACAACAACAACAACAACUAUACCCCGCCCACCUGGCUGGGUUUCCCCAGCCACUCUGGGUGGCUUCCAACAGAACACUAAAAUACAGUAACCUAUUAAACAUUAAAAGCUUCCCUAAACAGGGCUGCCUUCAGAUGUCUUCUAAAAGUUUGGUAGUUAUUUUUCUCUUUGACAUCUGGUGGGAGGGCAUUCCACAGGGCGGGUGCCACUACCGAGAAGGCCCUCUGUCUGGUUCCCUGUAACUUGGCUUCUCGCAUCGAGGGAACCGCCAGAAGGCCCUCGGCGCUGGACCUCAGUGUCUGGGUAGAAAGGUGGGGGUGGAGACGCUCCUUCAGGUAUACAGGACCGAGGCCGUUUAGGGCUUUAAAGGUCAGCACCAACACUUUGAAUUGUGCUUGGAAAUGUACUGGGAGCUAAUGUAGGUCUUUCAAGACUGGUGUUAUGUGGUCUCGGUGGCCGCCUCCAGUCCCCAGUCUAGCUGCCGCAUUCUGGAUUAGUUGUAGUUUCCGGGUCACCUUCAAAGGUAGCCCCAGACAGAGCGCAUUGCAGUAGUCCAAGCGGGAGAUAACUAGAGAAUGCACCACUCUGGUGAAACAGUCUGCGGGCAGGUAGGGUCUCAGCCUGUGUACCAGAUGGAGCUGGUAAACAGUUGCCCUGGACACAGAAUUGACCUGUGCCUCCAUGGACAGCUGUGCCUCUUGCUUUCCACCCUGGCAGAAGCUCACUUUGCAUCCCCUCCAGUUGUGGAGCCGUAAGCAGAGAGAGCACGUAAUAUUGAAGACUAGAAUCUUUAAAAGAAAUAAAGAAUGAGGAGAGGUUAAGACCUCCAGCGGCCUGAUGGUGCCCCUAGGUUUUGCACAAGAGUCUGGAACAAUCUUACCUGGCGGACAUCUCUCACCUUCUUGCACAUAGUCCUCCUAUGUCUCUCGUUCAGGUGGCACAGUUGGUGACUAUGAAUGACAUGCAUCUCCUUCCUUGGCAGGUUGACCCUAGCGGUGAGAUUCUGGUGUUGGCCCAGGGCGGCUGCCCAUGGAAGGAGCACCUUUUCAACCUAGAGCAAGAGCUGGGCAUCAAGAAGCCUCUCAAAUUUGUCCUGUACACGGAUCUGGGAGGCCAGUGGCGGGUCCAGUCUGUUCCUGCUGGGCUGCACACCUUCCAGAACAGGUGAGCAAGGGCUCCGAAAUGCCCCCCCCCCCACUUGUGUCCUGUAUUGUGGGAUGGGGAGAGCAUUUUGAAAUCCCAUAGCUCUUGGGGGCCCCCAAAUUCAGGACACCAUCUCUCACCCUUGCACCCUAGACUUACAUUUUUAUUUAAACCUGAUUAAUAAUUCUAGGGACACGGGUGGCGCUGUGGGUUAAACCACAGAGCCUAGGCCUUGCCGAUCAGAAGGUCGGCGGUUCGAAUCCCCGUGACGGGGUGAGCUCCCGUUGCUCGGUCCCUGCUCCUGCCAACCUAGCAGUUCGAAAGCACGUCAAAGUGCAAGUCGAUAAAUAGGUACCGCUCCGGCGGGAAGGUAAACGGUGUUUCCGUGUGCUGCUCUGGUUCGCCAGAAGCGGCUUAGUCAUGCUGGCCACAUGACCCGGAAGCUGUACACCGGCUCCCUCGGCCAAUAAAGCGAGAAGAGCGCCGCAACCCCAGAGUCAGUCAUGACUGGACUUAAUGGUCAGGGGUCUCUUUACCUUUACCUUUAAUAAUUCUAUCCCUUAAAAGGGUGAUCAAUGAGGCAGCCUCCAGAUGUUUUGAACUACAGUUCCCAUAAUCCUCAGCCAGCAUGGCCAAUGCUCAAGGAUGAUGGAAAUGUAGUUCACGCUGGCUACCCCUGCUAUCAAUCUGUUGCAGCCAGAUCAGGAGAGAAUUCUGUGGCACCUUAGAGACUUAUCAAAUUCAUUGUGGCAUGAAUUUAUGGGGGAGAGUCUACUCCCUCGGGCUAAUGAAUACGACAUAAGGCUGGAACCAACUUCUUCAAGUAGUGAAGUGAUCACCUAAAUGGGCGUCUGAGGAAGUGAGCUACAGCCCUUGUAAGCGGGCACUGCAAUGAGUUGUCAUCUUUUCAAAAACUGGUGUUUUUGCUGUAGCAAACGUAAUGCAGCUACGCGCCUGAUAGGCUUCCUGUCUGUUUUCAGUCUUUAUGAAGUAUCUUGGGAGAGGGCUCUGGCAGCGUAUGCGUCUUGCAUUGAACUACCAAGUUCAAUCCCAGUCAUAUUCAGGUAAAACUGGGAAAGAUUCCCCCCAGAAAGCCUUUCAUUGUCAGUGAAGACAAUUUUUAAAAAAUCAAAGCAGAUCCCUUUUCCUCUUCCUUUCCCCCACAAAUUUAUUGGUUUUCCAAAUUGAAAUUUAUCUGAUACACAGUGGUACCUCAGGUUACAGACGCUUCAGGUUACAGACUCCGCUAACCCAGAAAUAGUACUUUGGGUUAAGAACUUCGCUUCAGGAUGAGAACAGAAAUUGUGCAGCGGUGGCAGUGGGAGACCCAAUUAGCUAAAGUAGUGCUUCAGGUUAAGAACAGACCUCCAGAACGAAUCAAGUACUUAACCCGAGGUACCACUGUAUAUCAAACAUAAAUCAUAAAAACAAGAUUCCAAGGAAUCUCCUGGACUUCCAUCCUCCCCUUUGUGGGUCCUAAUUUAAUCAUUUCCUCCCGCAUCUUCUGAUCGUUUUAGCCAUUUCAGGAUAGUCCAUCGACUUCAUCUGCCAUUGCCCUCUUCCUCCUCUUGUUGGAUACCAUCCCUCCCAUUUGCAGCUAUAACAAAGGCGGCACUUUUUCAUCUCCGCCAAGCUAAGCAGUUGGCUGCUUACCUCUCUCGCCCUGACCUAGCCACUGUGAUCCACGCGACGGUCACCUCCAGACUGGAUUAUUGUAACUCGCUCUACAUGGGGCUGCCCUUGAGACUGACCCAGAAACUCCAGCGGGUGCAGAAUGCCGCAGCGAGACUCCUUACGGGGUCCUCGCCGCGAGAUCACAUUCACCCGGUGCUAUACCAGCUGCACUGGCUCCCGGUGGAGUACAGGAUCAGGUUUAAAGUGCUGGUUUUAACCUUAAAGCCCUAUACCGCCUCGGACCUACAGGACCGCCUCUCCUGGUAUGCCCCACGGAGGACCUUACGGUCUUCAAACAAAAACAUCUUGGAGGUCCCAGGCCACAGGGAGGUUACGCUGGCCUCAACCAGAGCCAGGGCUUUUUCAGCUGUGGCUCCAAUCUGGUGGAACUCUCUGUCACAAGAGACUAGGGCCCUGCGAGACUUGACAUCUUUCUGCAGGGCCUGCAAGACAGAGCUGUUCUGCCAGGCCUUUGGCAGAAUCCUUUGGUAAUUCUCACAGAACUCUAGCCCAAUGGUUGCCAUUACUUUGAUUUGAACUGAUUUUAUAAUGAAUUGAUUUUAGAAUGUGGUAUUAUUUUACUGUCGUUAGCCGCUCUGAGCCCGGCUUCGGCUGGGGAGGGCGGGAUAUAAAUUAAAUUUUAUUAUUAUUAUUCUUUCAGUCACUCUUGGCUCUCUCGCUCUCCCUCCCAUCAGGUUGUCGCUUCUGGCCGAAUGGUGUGGCUUACGCGACGAGGAGCUCUCUCAGGCCAGCGGGAUCCCCGGCUGCGUCUUUGUGCACUCCAGCGGCUUCAUCGGGGGGAACCACACCAAGGAGGGGGCGCUAGAAAUGGCGCGGAAGACAUUGGCGCGGCAGGUCGAAUCCGGCGCAUGCAGCUCAUGA
Messenger RNA from Podarcis lilfordi (Lilford's wall lizard), 13190 nucleotides. NCBI's taxonomy places the organism in Eukaryota, Metazoa, Chordata, Lepidosauria, Squamata, Lacertidae. The record is from the annotation of a GenBank genome assembly.